Messenger RNA from Diceros bicornis minor, 3272 nucleotides. RefSeq names its product spermatogenesis-associated protein 2-like protein. The transcript is spliced from 2 exons. The record is from RefSeq and is a predicted model, not a curated record. The coding region runs from base 83 to 1546 and encodes 487 amino acids. NCBI's taxonomy places the organism in Eukaryota, Metazoa, Chordata, Mammalia, Perissodactyla, Rhinocerotidae. Gene Ontology annotation, cellular component: cytoplasm.
GGCGGGACAGAGGCAGGCCCGCCUGGACCGGCCUGGGGAGGCCCACAGGACUCUCUUCCGCAUCCAGCCCCUCGGAGCCACCAUGAGCCGGCCCCCAUCCCCAGGCCCAGGUGAAGCUGCUCUGGAGACCCUCCUGGGUGACCUCAUCAGCUACUACCGGGAGGGGGCAGGGGAAGGCCGGCUCAGGGUCUGCAGGCAAGCAGCCCUCACCCACAGGGCCCAGCGGCUCUUGGGCACCGUGGCCCCUCCUCAGCUCUAUCUGCCUGAAGAUGUGGCCUCUGAUCUGGGGGCCACUCACUCCCGGGGGGCGCCCAGCUCUGCCCAGCAUGUCUGCCACAAACUGAUGCAGGCACUAGAGAUCCUGGAGCUAAUCUCUGCCAACCUACUUCUGUUUCCCUGGAGGAAGGAAAUCAGGUCCCUGAAGACGUACACAGGGAACUUCGUCUACUGGGUGAGGCCUGUGCUUUCCGAACACACACUGCACAGCAUUCUGGGCAGGCUAGGCUACGUGGCCACCUCGGAGGCUGAGUUUUCACUGGUCCAGGCCAUCAGCGAGGAGGACACCAAGCAGAUGGUUUUUGAGAUCUUCCUGGCGAGAGUCGCGUGUGAGGCCAUUCUGGGAACCUCGGACGGGCAGGUCCUCGGGCUGGGCAGAGAGAAACUGGCCAGGCCCCACUGCAGGCACAGCUCAGAGAGAAGGCUGGGGAAGGCCCAGAACUGCCUCGAGGGGGCCCGGCCAGGCCCAGGCCCCUCAGAAGAGGUGGGAUCUGAGAGGGCCCAGCCACAGGGCCCUGACGACCAGACCUCUCUGCCUGUGGCCCUGAGCCUGCCUGAGGUCUCAACGACUCUCCACGGCCCCCUCACUGGCCCCCUGGUCCCCUUGGGCCCCCAACGCCGUGCCAGCACACGCUCGGACAGUGAGGAGUUCCUGACCUGCUACAGUGACCUUGUCCUGCACCGGACACCCUUGUUCCCCAAGGACCUUCCCCUGAGCGGCCUGAAGGGAAACCAACACCAGGGCCCAGCCCUGACCCCUAGCCCACCUUCAGGUGAGGCCGUCACCCCCUCAGGUAGCUGUGGCGAGCAGCCCCCAGUCCUCAAUGCAGCUCCUGAGAGCAGAGGGGUCACCAUUCCCAGCCUACUCUGCCUGACACCAGGUCCCCAGUUGACAGGGAAGUCCUUGGACCCCGAGCCAGAAGCACAGCUAGAGCUGGCCACCCCUGGCACAGACACUGCUCCUCCAAGCACCCCCUCUGAGAUGGACGAGCUCUGUGAGCGCCUCUCCCACCUCCUCAGACCCCCAACUCUAGCAGGACAGCCUGGGGGCUUCCCAGGCCCUGGGAUUGAGGAGAAUGGACAAUCAGAGCCUCUCGGGGGGCCAGAACCAGCUGGUGAGGGUGGCAGCCCAGAGAGUGGGGUCACUGGGCUCUGGGGAUCUACUCAGGCCCCCUCUCAUGUCCGAGAGCCCCCCAGCACUCACUAUGUCCCCCCAGAGGGGCUGGAGAUGCCAGUUCCCACCCGAGGACGCUACCCAAGCAACAGCUGAGGAUGUCACCCCUGGAUGGUACAGGCGCGGACACCCUGACUAUGCAGAUUGCUUUUCUGCCAGGAAGGUGACCACUUGGAGAGGUGGUAGAUCUGGGACCACGGCAGGGGGAACAGCAGCCAAACACACAGCUUGUCAGGCACAGGGACAAUCUGUGAAUCCCAGCUGGUCUCAAGUCCCCUCCCUGCCACCUACUGACUCUGUGACUUUGGGCCACUCGCUCCACCUCUCUGAGCCUCGUUUUCUUCGUCUGUAAAGUGAGUGUGGUCAGACCUACCUCUCAGGAGGCUGGGAAGAGUCACUGAGGUGAAGUGUGCAUAGGUUCCCUCAGUGCUGACCUCAGGGGGCUUUCUGUCCCCUUCACAUCCCAGCUCAGUGUGUGACCUGGAGCGAGUCAUCCUGCAUCUCUGAGCGGCAGUUUCCCCCAGCAUCCUUAAGGCCCCUGUCACAGGGCAGGUUAAAAGAGAGAAGAGAGAGGUAGACAACCAGACAUGUAACACACCCUUAAUCCUUUUAGGGUCUACCGUAGGCCUCCCUUUUCUCUCAGCUAACUUCUGGUUGAACGAGAACAAAAUCACACUUAGGAGCUCAGAGUCAGCUCGCACGCCUGCUCUCCAUCCAGGGGUCAGGGCUGCAGGGGCCAAGCCUGAGCCUGGAAUGGGGGCGCCUCCUCCACCAGCCAUCUCCUGCCCCCACAUAUGCGUGCACACUUGCACACAAGUGGGUGCAUCCGGCACAGCACAUGCACACACAGUAGGCGUGCCUCAUUGGGGCCCCGACAAAGAGAGGGUCCUCCUCCUCCAGCCAAGACUCUCUCUAUGGGGUGGCAGGUGGCACUGACCCAGGGCUGGCCCUUCAGCUGCCCAUCUGUAGAACAGGGAGGAUGGGCCCUUCCUCCCAGGGUGGUGGUGAGCAGUAAAGGUUAUGUAGGGGAAGGCCCUCUCUGGGCAUACAGCAGGUGCUUAAUAAAUGUUGGUGCCUGCCUUGCUCUCCCCCAGAGCUGAGCAUAUGACCCCAUCACUUCCAGUUCCUAAAAUCAAGGGGGACCCCAAGUGGGAAGGAUUUAAGGAACGUUGGUCCCACCUCCCUCCCUGUCAGACAGCUGUCCACUAAGCCAGCCCCUACACAGGCUUUUUGAGACAAAUCAGGAAGCAGUCUGCACUGGGGGGGAGAGAGGCACACUGGUCUGUCAUCCAUCCGUCCAUCCAUUCAUCCAUUUACCCACCCACCCAUCCCAAUCACUCAGCACAGCACCCAGCAGUCGAUGCUCAAACUGGCGAGCUGUCAGUGUCUGGGGUCCUGGGGGAGGUAGAGGGCAGACUCUAGCCACAGCCUCCGUCCUGGGGAAGGGGAACACCAGGAACAGGCUGAGCUGGAGGCAGAGGGGGUCAGGAGCCUCAGGAGAAGGGAUGUGGCAAGAGGCGGGACUGACCUGGGAACCAUGGCAACCAGGGCUUAUCCCCCAGGCACCUGGGUCUGACCCGCAGCCCUUGACCAUUCUUUAUUCCUUCUUCUCUGAUCAUUAACACAAUAAGCAUGCUCAUCCCCAAACCAAAACAGAACUUUUGCUUCUCCCCACAAAGCCCGCUCCCCUGGUGUUCCCCAUCCAGGUCAAUGACACCACCAUCUACUCAAAACUUGAAACCCACUGUAGAAACCAUCCUUGAUUUUUCUCUGUUUCUCUAACAUUCCUCAUCCAACCCACCAUUCUCUGUCAGAACAGAGC